Molecule: messenger RNA, 4213 nt
Organism: Pungitius pungitius (ninespine stickleback)
Lineage: Eukaryota; Metazoa; Chordata; Actinopteri; Perciformes; Gasterosteidae
Product: dehydrogenase/reductase SDR family member 11-like
Exons: 7
Coding region: 119-937 (272 amino acids)
Molecular function (GO): oxidoreductase activity
Source: RefSeq, a predicted model, not a curated record
CUUCCGGUUUCCACUGACAGCUGGAGCUCGUGGCUCCACUUCCUCCGCCGCCUCGUUACUGACAGGGAUUUGUUUUGGAAGGAGGGGAUCGGCGUUGAUCGGCGUCCCGGAGGCUGCGAUGGACCGCUGGGCGGGCAGAGUGGCUCUUGUGACCGGAGCUUCGGUCGGGAUCGGUGCGUCCGUGGCGAAGGAGUUGGUCCGUUCCGGUAUGAAGGUGGUGGGCUGUGCCAGGGACGUGGAGAAGAUACAGGUCCAAACUCCAAAGUUCAUUUCUGCACUUUUGGGAGCUGGGGCCUUGUUUUAUAAACUGGCCAUUGAGUUGCAGGCUGCAGGCCACGAUGGAGUUCUGGUUCCGUUCAAGUGUGACUUGAACAACGAGGAGGAGAUUCUGUCCAUGUUUGCUGCCAUCAAGGACCAGCACAAAGGAGUCGACGUGUGCAUCAACAACGCCGGCUUGGCUCAUCCAGAGUCUCUGUUAAAUGGAAAAACCAGCGGCUGGAAGCACAUGCUGAAUGUGAACGUUCUUGCUUUGUGUAUUUGCACCCGUGAAGCGUAUCAAUCAAUGAAGGAAAGAAAUGUGGACGAUGGGCACAUCAUAAACAUAAACAGCAUGAGCGGACACCGCGUACCUGGCUCUGCUGAUGGACAUUUCUACAGCUCCACCAAGUACUCUGUGACGGCCCUGACGGAGGGCCUGAGACAGGAGCUGCGUGAGGCCAACACCCACAUCAGAGCCACAUGUAUUUCUCCUGGUGUGGUGGAGACAGAAUUCUUUUCACGGCUCUACAAAGAUAAUGCUGAUAAAAUGGAUUCAUUCUUUAAAUUUAAGGUCUUGGAAGCAAUAGAUAUUGCAAAUGCUGUCACAUAUAUCCUUAGUGCACCUCCCCAUGUUCAGAUCGGAGACAUUCAGAUGCGAUCAGUGGAGCAGGUGGUGUAGUAGUCUACUGACACAUUCUUCAUAUGAUUAAUUGAAGACAACGGAAAAUGGAGUGCGAUCCUCUUUUUUUAAAAAGAAAAUAUAAUGGUUAGGAGAAAAGAUAUUGCGUAUAAGAGGCAGAUGGCGAUAAAUAAAUUAAAUUUGCAUACUUUACUGAUUUAACUUCACAUUUAUUUUCCUUGCAGUGCAGUAUUUUAUUUUUUCUACAACAUUUAAAAAAAGGAAGUCAAACAAACAAUACAAUCUUAAUAGUGUAGUGAAAAAAAAGACCAAUCCCGCCACUGUGAAUUUACACUCCUGCUACUUUGAUUCGCUUUCCAAGGUCAGCAUAGUAAGAAAAAAAGUCAAACUCAGGUGUCAUCUUGUUAUCUCACAUAGACAUGAAAGCAAAGGUGGGAGUGAGGAUGGGGAGACUGUCUGUGCUACCAACAUGUUGCUAAGUGUAACAAAUCUUAAUGGUCUCACUUUCACCAUCAAAGAGAGCUCCAACAUCCGGCAAUGGGAAUGGUGUUCAGGUAAAAGGUUAAAGCAUAUAAAGUAUACUAUUCUAAAACUCUUCACGAGUACAACAACAGCCAUUCAUUCUGUCACAAUAGACAUACAGUAAGAGUAUGAAUUUCCUUUUUAAGAGCAACACGUGAUGAGCAUCCCUUUAGGUUUUGUCCACUAGAGGACACAAGACGCAACAUUAUGAAAAGGCUCCUGAGUGCUGCUUUUAUGAUGACAACAAGACUCGCAAAGAGAAGUUUAUUGGGGGUAAAGACAAACAUUUCAUAGAAGAGACACAUUUGAAUAGAGGAAAACAAAAGUUUUGUUGAUGUAUUUGAAUGAGAGUAUUGAACGAGAACACAAACUGUUUGUGUGUCUUCUGAAGUAAAUAAGUAGUAGUCCUUGAGUAGUCCUACAUAAUGGAGGGGAAGAAACAUUAACGUAUAAUUUAUAAUUGUUUGAUAAAAAAUAUUCUUCUGUUUGGUUUUAUUUCCCAGUAUUGUGCUAAAUGCUGUUUUACACAUCUGUUUGUUUUCUUUAAGUGACCGCUAGGCUUGAGAGGGAUUUUUUUACAUAAUUAGGUGACCUCUCCUUUCUGUGCUGUUUAGUCUAUGUGCUCAUAAAACUAAAACCUCAUCAUUUGAUGAGUAGGAUUAUGAAACUAAGUUCAAAGCUCAAAACUUCUUCAACGUCUAUUCAGUCUCCAACAGAAGUGUUCAGCCUCAUAGUCCACAAUACCACAGAUCAAAAGAGAAGAUGAUGGGAUUACUAGAUUCAAGGAGCUUUGAUUUUAUCCAUUUGUAAGCAUGUUUGCAGCAUUGCUGCUGUGUCACACCACUCUCCUACACACUGAGACAAUGUCCCCGUCUGUCUCGCUGAAAGCGAGGCUCCUGCUCAGCUUCCAGUCCGGAGGAAAGCCAAGGUUAGCUGCGAAACUGCCAACCACAACCACCCGCCAUCUUUCUAAUGCUAAUGAAAAUCCAUUAACCAAACACUUGGGUCUCCAGAGAACAACAACAAGGAUUUUUUUUAUAGAAGCAGGCAAAAAAAGCUGAGCUGCAGUAUUUAUAACAUUUUGGAGAUGAACUUUUUUUUCGUUUGAUUGAAAAUCAGAACAGGAGUAUUAUAAUGUUUAAGUUCUCCUUUAGAGAUUUAAAAUAACACAAUAGGACAUAGUCUUUGUAUUUUAUCUGAAAGGUGUUUGAUUGACGAUCCCCGGCAUUGAUUUCUUCUCAUUCUUUAAAUAUGUGUCUCACCUUUGAUUUACAUGAAUUCAAAUGUGUUUUAUAGUAAUUGCAAAACCCUUGCACUGUCCUAGACAACCCAUUAUCUGAGCAGAAGCAUCCUCCCUCUUCUUCAUCCGUCAGUGCCGUAGGAGCCAAUCGAACCUUGACACGUUUCGCUUCAUCAAUAAAUCUUUCUCUGUGUAAAUGAACAUGGAUUUGAUGGAUUAUUGGAUUCUUCACCUCAUGGGAUACCACAGAGUGUGUUGUCCUCCCAUCAUCACCCGCUCUAUGGAUUGUUCAUCCCCUUGGGGGUGUUUUCUCCUGUCUGAGUGUGCCUCCCAGCACAUCUCACAUCAUUUAAAGCCAUCCUUGCUGUAAUGGGAAUUCGAUCAAUGCGAGGGAGGCCACAGCUCAUUGACAUGGGUCGAGAAAAUUGGUUUGCUGUAGAGCUCAAGGAUUUCAACAUUUUUUCUUAAUUUUUUGUUUUGCACAGAUGUCGAGGAACGCCGGUUGCUACACUGGUAUGAAACUCGUCCUGUAUAUUAAACACCCCCCCACGGCACAUUGUCUUGUUUCAACCAACAGCCGCAGUGAGUUCAUUCAUAAAUAACUGCUUUUAAGUAAGAUUUCCCAGAACAAUAUUGGCUAAACUAUCUAUUUUGCCAAUAUGGACAAAGGCCAUAUUACACUGUGCUGACCUGGUUUUCACUGCCGUUCAACGCCUCAGAUCCCAAAUGUCACUAGACACACACACACACACACAUAUAUAUAUAAUAAUCCUGCUGAUGAAAUGGAAAAUGUCUUCCCCUUUUUCUCCUCUCCCUGUUAACAAGGUCUUAUCACAGAUCCAACUGUGUUAGUUGCUCUGCCAUUCCAGCUUAUGCAUGUGUUUGAAUGCCAAGCUCCUUUUGAAGGCUUGGGUGUCUUCCAAAAAAAUGUCAGCCGUAGCAUAAAAGUCGGCAUUGUUACAUUCUUUCCCACUGUUUGCAAGAUUCACACAAAGGAUUCUGUUAUCGUUAAACACAUCUGAAAAUUGUUCUCAGCGGUGCAUUUUGUUCAGUAUGUAAAAAGAUGUGAUGGAGAUCGCAAUCUCUCAGCGUUUAAAGUUUAAUGCAUAUACAUUUGUCUUAUGCAAGCAUGUGAGAAUCAGCUGACUUGGAAGGAUUUCAUCCUCUGCACUGGGUGUUACAAACCCUCAGUGCUGGGAGGUGAAAGUAAAGUGCAAAGUGAACACCUAAUCUGUGUGGAGAAUGUGACCCUUAAACCAAACCUUGUGGGGGGGGGGGGGGGGAGCAACUGCAAGAACAAAAUCCCCUUUAAACAAAACAGCUCAGUGCAGAAAUUCGCAGGUCUUUCAUGGUGUCUGAGUGUGCAGUAUGGAAAGAAACGUUGACAGAAAGAAUGAUGAGGUUAGAGUGAAGCCUCUGAUUUUCUAUUUAUCCAGCUUUGAUUAAAUAUUUCCACCUCGGAUAAUAAGAGAAUAUGCCCCCACUCACCCCACCUCUAAAAGCUGUCGGAUGUAGCUUGAAAAAACUACACUGUAAUAAAACUAUUGCUGUUU